AUGUCCACAACACAGAAUGCAAACGCGUCGACAUCCCGGUCUUCUGCAAACGCCGGUUCGCAGCAGAAUUCGCCAUCAUCUGUGAAGCCCGAGAAAAGCGCCGGGAUCAAGGCCUCUACGAAAACACUGUCUACGUCUGCGAAACGGAUCCAGAAAGAAUUGGCUGAGAUCACGCUGGAUCCGCCGCCGAACUGCUCUGCCGGUCCCAAGGGCGACAAUUUGUAUGAGUGGGUCUCCACGAUUCUUGGUCCCCCGGGAUCAGUUUAUGAAGGCGGUGUGUUCUUCCUGGACAUUCAUUUCCCUCAUGAUUACCCGUUCAAGCCGCCGAAGGUGACGUUUCGAACUAGGAUUUACCACUGCAACAUCAAUUCCCACGGGGUCAUCUGCCUCGACAUCCUCAAGGACAAUUGGUCGCCAGCCUUGACCAUUUCGAAGGUGUUGCUAUCUAUCUGCUCACUGUUGACGGACUGCAACCCGUCCGAUCCCCUGGUUGGCUCGAUCGCGACGCAGUACUUGCAGAACCGCGACGAGCACGACAAGAUGGCUCGGACUUGGACAAAACGCUAUGCCACCUAA
This is a messenger RNA of Notodromas monacha, 576 nucleotides long. NCBI's taxonomy places the organism in Eukaryota, Metazoa, Arthropoda, Ostracoda, Podocopida, Cyprididae. The record is from the annotation of a GenBank genome assembly.